This is a messenger RNA of Aspergillus terreus NIH2624, 5238 nucleotides long. Its product is annotated as kinesin family protein. Gene Ontology annotation, biological process: mitotic spindle organization; microtubule-based movement. The record is from RefSeq and is a predicted model, not a curated record. Gene Ontology annotation, molecular function: microtubule motor activity; microtubule binding; ATP binding. The transcript has 4 exons. Lineage: Eukaryota; Fungi; Ascomycota; Eurotiomycetes; Eurotiales; Aspergillaceae. The coding region runs from base 1 to 5238 and encodes 1745 amino acids.
AUGCGCACCCCUCGAAGUAACAGUCGCUUGAGCAUGAGCUCCAAACAUGGAGGAGGAAGUCGAGCCUCCGAUGAGGACGGCAAGACCGCCGUCAAAGUUGCCGUCCGUGUUCGCCCUGCCCUGAAACCUACCGACCCCGGUUACGAAUUAGUCCCGCAACGCUUCCAACGUUCCAUGGUCCACGUUACCACGCCGACCAGUCUAGCUGUCGAUGUCCCACAAGGUCGCAAGCUCUUCGUCUUCGAUCGCGUCUUCCCCGAAACCGUCGACCAGAAUGGCAUCUGGGAAUACCUCAGCGAAAGCGUCAAUUCCUUUGUCCAGGGCUACAAUGUCUCCAUUCUGGCCUACGGCCAGUCGGGAGCCGGAAAAUCCUACACCAUGGGAACCUCCGGCCCCAACGAGCAGAACAACCCCGAGGCGAUGGGAAUCAUCCCCCGCGCCGCCCAGUUCUUGUUUGAGAAGCUGGAAGGCCCGUCCAAACAUAAUCGCAACAGUUCCACGGGCCUACGCACCCCCCAGCGCUAUUCCAUAAGCUCGACCUCGAGCUUCGGAAAACAAAACAUGGACAAGAACUGGCAGAUGAAGGCGACCUAUGUCGAGAUCUACAACGAGCAAUUGAGAGAUUUGCUCCUCCCCGAUUCCACCCCUCUAGGAGACCGUCCAACUGUCACCAUUCGCGAGGACACCAAAGGCCGCAUCAUCCUCACGGGUCUCCAUCAGGUGAAUAUCAAUUCCAUCGAGGAUCUCCUCGGCGCCUUGAACUUCGGCUCCUCCAUCCGUCAGACCGAUUCCACCGCCAUCAACGCCAAGUCGUCCCGUUCCCACGCCGUCUUCAGUCUGAACCUGGUUCAGCGGAAAUCCGCCUCCAACGGCGUCACCUCGCCCAAGGAGAAGCGCAUGUCCAUGCCCGUCGAAAUCAUGUCUGGUGGAGACGCCUCCAUCUCAGUGGAGAGCAAGCUCCAUUUUGUGGAUCUGGCGGGAAGUGAACGACUCAAGAAUACCGGCGCAUCCGGCGAGCGCGCCCGAGAGGGUAUCUCCAUCAACGCCGGUCUCGCGGCGUUGGGCAAAGUCAUUUCGCAGCUUUCGUCCCGGCAGGCGGGCUCCCACGUCUCCUAUCGCGACUCCAAACUGACCCGACUCCUCCAAGAUUCCCUGGGCGGGAACGCGUACACUUACAUGAUCGCCUGUGUGACCCCGGCCGAAUUCCACCUGAGCGAGACCCUGAACACCGUGCAAUAUGCCCAGCGAGCGAGAGCCAUCCAGAGCAAGCCCCGCAUCCAGCAGAUUGCCGACGACAGCGACAAACACGCCGUGAUCGAACGCCUCAAGGCCGAGGUGGCCUUCUUGCGUCAACAACUGCGCAAUGUGGAGGACAACGACCGUCGCACCACGGUGCCGCAGGAGCGCGUGGAGCGCCAGAAUGAGAGGGAGAUCGAGCUUCAAAACCAGCUUCUCGACGUUCAGGAGAGCUACAACGCCCUCAGCCAACGACACGCGAAGCUGAUCUCCGAGCUGACCAAAGACUCGGAGCACGCGGCCGACGCGAACCCGGACGAUAUUGCCUCGGCCGUGGGCAAAAGCUCGGUAGAACGGUUGAAGCGCUCCCAUUCCUUCGCCGAGUCGGUCGAACAAGUCGUGUUGGAAUACGAGAAGACCAUCCAGAGCCUGGAGUCCUCCCUUUCCAACACCCGCUCCUCUCUGUCACAGACGGAAAGUACCCUACUGGAACGGGAGACCAAAUGCGCGUACGUGGAGACGGUCAACUCCCAGCUUCAGUCCCGCAUCCAGAAGCUGUUGGACCGGGAAUCCAGCACCGAGACAUACCUACAUGAGCUGGAGUCCAAGCUCGAUGGACAGUCCUCAGGCGAAGAGAAGCACGCCGCAAUUGUGGCAGAACUGCGCAAAGAGCUUAGCCGGGCCCGCGAGAGCGAGGCCAACUGUGAAGACUAUAUUAGCACCCUGGAAGAGCGUUUGGCGGAAGCCGAUCAGGACAUGGAGCUGAUGCAGCGAGAGGUGGAUCGUCUCGAGCAUGUCAUUGAGCGGCAACGCAGCCUCGGAAAGUUGGACCACCUCCUCUAUGAGCUCGACCACGUCCAACAAAAUGGCGUCGAGGAGGAUGCCCCAGAACAAGCCAAUUCCCACCCACCCCCUGUCAAGGGUGCUUACACCCCUCGCGCACGCGCCACAUCUCUCGACGUACUGAUGGAAGCCGCCGAAACCGCUAUUCCCGAAUCGGAUGAGGGUUUGGCCGAGCCCAUCCCCGAAACCGAUGAGGAUGGCCUUGCGGAGGGAGAAGCAACAGCAGAAACGGGUGAAGAUUUGGAGACACUGGAAAAAGCGACCAGUCGCCUGGAAUCCCAAAAGGUUGACGAUCAGGACCAGGUUUCUUCCCAGUCGAAGCAUGUUGCCGAUAAGCUGGAUACGGUCACCCAGGAGCUUCUCGACUUGCGUAUGCAACAUGAAUCGACCCUGAGCGAAUACGAGAUGCUGGAAGCGAAAUACGAGGAGGCCAUGAAGGCUUUGGCCGCUAUGAAACAGGAUGCCGCCGACGAAGCCCGUCAUCCCGUUACGGACAUCCCCAAUCCUGCCUCCCCCACAGUCACCUCCCGCCCGGUGUCUUUUUUAGAGGAUCGCAAGGCUCCCGGCGCGACGAAUGGAGCACAACACUCAUUCUCGCAGUCACUCUCAUCGGAGUUAUCCUUGGCCGGGGAGCCUGCUGCUUCGCACGCAUCGUCUAAUGCCAAGUCGGAACCGACCGAUGGACAUGUUGACCCUGCGGAAGGAGAUACCGCCGUCACCACUCCGGACGAGGUGGAACACAUGCGCCAGCUACUCUCCGAACACCAGGAGGGCGUCCAACUGAUGUCCCAGAGAUAUGCCGAGCUGCAAGCCGAGCACGAAGAUACUCUCAACCUGAUCGAAUCCUUGAAGGCAGAGCUGCAGCGGUCCAAGUCGACGUCUCCGCCUACCACCCCCGGCUUCAAGUCCCACGUCAUUCGGAGGAAGACCAGCCAGAGCCUGAUGGGAAAUGUCGACCGCGCGCACAGAUCCCUCGCUGCCCUGCGAAACAUCGCUGUGGAAGAGUUUGACAGCAAGCCUGACACAAUGCAAAACUUUGAGGUUCACCUUGACUCGGCAAUGCACGAACUGCACAGCCGCAUGGAACGCAUCCAAGCGUUGGAGGCGGAGAAUCAAAGCGUGAAGAAGGAGAUGGAGAUGAAAUCCACCAUCAUCUCCGGUCUGACUCGCGAGCGGUCCAGUUUGCAGGGCGGUGCUUCUUCCGUCGACAUGGGCCUUGUCUCGCAGUUGCGUGACCAGGUUGUCCAGCAGGAGAACAUCAUCAACGAGAUGAAGGAAGCCCACGAGACGAGACAGAAGCAACUGCUCGCCGAGAUUGAGGAACUGAAGGCUCUUCUGAAGACCCAGGAGGAGGCCGCUAGAGCUCAGGAUGCUGGGGCGGAGGAGCAGGACAAGAAGAUUGGCCUCCUGGAAGGCGAGUUGACCGAGUGGAAGGGCAAGCACCAAAGCGCCGUCGACUCUCUCCAAGCCUCGGAGGAGCAACUCAGCUCCACUCUGGCCGAACUCAACAGUGCGUUGGCUGCGGUGGAUGCCAUGCGGUCCGAGCGCGCUGCCGUGGACGAUAAUUCUUCUGCUGACAAGGCAGCGGCUGCGAAGGAGCUCGAGAACGAAAGGGCUCACCAGCAAGAAGUGGUUGAAAGUCUCAAACGCGAAAUCGAAGAGCACAAGGCCGCCUCCGCUGCUCACCAGGAGACCAUCGCCGGUCUUGAGAAAUCUCAUUCGGAGACCCAACAACAGCUUUCGGACCUGCUCGCCGCGAAAGACGGCAACACCACCGAUGUCGAAGGACAUCAGGCUCGUAUCGCCGAGAUGGAGCGUGACAUCGAAUCUCACAAGUCGCUUGCCGAGACCUACCAGAAGGACCUGGAGUCCUUGCGGGAAUCUCACAAGAAAGAGCUUGUCGAAUUGGAGGAACGUACCAUAGCUGCUGCACAAGCCGAGCAUGAGUUGCGUCUGGCGGAGAAGGAUACCGAGCAUGACGAAGCCAUGAAGUCUCUGAGGGCCGACAUCGCCGAAUCUCGGGACGAGCUAGCCAAGCUGCUGAAGAUGGUUUCGGGCCUGCUUAACUCGGAUGUUACUGCAGAUAACAUUGCCGACCAGAUUCAAGACAUCCUGACACAGAAGCAGCAUUUCUCUAACAAGUAUGCCGAGUUAAUGGAUACGAACGAGGACCUUCGUAAGCAGCUGGAGCUCAAGGGCAGUGACGCGAGGAAGCUGGAAGAGCUCACUCAGAGCAACUCCGCCAAGGAGGCAAAGGUGAAUGAACUGGCGUUGUUGGUCGCAACCCUGGAAGACACUCUCCAGCAGAAGGAGGAACAAGUGAAGAAGAAGGAGGCUCUGCUUGCGGAGGUCACUGCCGAGAAGCAGAAGAGCGUUCGUCUUGUUGAGGAGCUGGAAGAGCAGAUUACCAACAGCUUCGACCAGCACCACAACCGUCUUUCUGUCAUUCAGCAAGAACGUGACCAGGCUCUGGAGGACGCGAACGCUAAGAUCGUCAUUUACGAGAAGGAUAUCGAAACGUACCGCGUGCGCAUUGAGCAACUCGAGGUGAGUAGUCCCAUCAUGGAGAUCCCCUGUGCGCAGCGACUGAUCAGGCCCCAGCUCCAAUUGAAGAAUUCCUCAAACCAGGACUCCGCGCACGAUCGCAGUAGCUCGCUUACCUCCAAUCUGCGGAAGAGCUCUUCCGCUACAUCUCUUCCCUCCCCUCCCCCUGCAAUUCCCCUUCCUCCUCUUCCUACUAUUGCUUCCGCCGCCAAUGGCACCCCGAGCAGCGCCUCUCCCCCAAGCUCCCGGCACACUAGCAAAGAGAUCAUUAGCUCCCAGCUGGUAGAGGACCAAGAGGCACGCAUCCGCACCAUUGAGAAGCAUCUCCAUGCGGAGAAACAACUGACGGCCACUUUGGAAGAGGCCCUUGGAGACCUCGAGGCGCAGACGAACAAGGUCAAGGCGGACUGCGAAGCUUGGAAGAAGAAGGCCUGGCAGCUGGAAGACGAGCUGACCACUCUGCGGAAAGAACGCAAUUCCCAGCGUCUCUCUCUUCAAGCCGUUGAGGAAGAGAGGAACGCGCGCCGCGAAGCCGAAGCUGCUCGGGCCCAGCUUGAGGAGCGGAUGAACGCGCUCAACAAGAAGAAGAAGAAAAGUACCCUCAACUGCUUUUAA